UGUAUAUAUAUAUAUAUAUAUAAGUGGAAUAGAACAAUAUACAUGAUCUUACAUAAUGUUUGAUAUGUCCAAUAAUGAAAUGUUUGUUACUGGUGAAUUGAGCAUAAGAUCCGUGACAGUCUCUGCCUCCCACCGUCUGUCACUAAAGAGAAUGGAUAGCAUUGUUGAUAGUUCAACCAUAAAACGUAUUACUGUAUCAUCCAAUGUUUUAUUUGACAAAAUAAAAAAAGAAACUUUAACAGUGAUUAGUAGAUGAUUUAAUGAAAUCAAACAUUUCUAUAAAUGUUGUAUUUUAACAUUUGAUGUUAUAUAUUAUAAUAAUUAUUGGGGUAAUAAUUAGAUAUAAUUUUAUUAAAAAGAAAAGAAUCAAAUAAAACAUGAGUUCACCGGUGUCAAUAAGUAAUUCAGCUUCAUUGACUGGUACCAAUGGAAUGGAAACAAUAGUAGCUGUUGCACUCGGUGCACUUGCUGCAGUUUUUCUUGGUGCACUCUUGGUACUCCUUGUUAUUUGUCGCAGACAACGUUGUUAUUAUAAUCAAAAAGAUUCACCAGAUCUCAGUUCGGAUUUGUUGGAAAGUGAGAAUAAUCCUGAAUUAGGUUUGGGUACUUGGGAAAGUGAGGAAUGGCUUGCUGGUGCUGAAAGGUGGGUUGAUGAUGCUACUGGUUUAGCACCACCUUGUAUUGCAAUACUUCGUUCUUGUCAUGCAUUGGCUGCAAGUCUUACUGCUAUCGCAGGAACAGUAAAUAGCAAUACAGUACCAUUGGAAAUAGUAGAUGUUGCUAGACGUAUUCCACCCCGUGUAGAUGACGUAGUCAGAAGUUUAUAUCCACCAUUGGAUGCAAGACUAUUGGAAGCCAGAGUUGCUGCAUUGGUAUUAGCUGUUACUCAUUUAGCAUUAGUAACUAAACAUGGUGUUCCCAAAAGUCAAGCUAGAAAAUUAACUUUCAUCGAUCAAGCAUUGAACGAUAUGGAUUCGCAUUUGUUAAUAUUAAGAAAUGCUGCAUUAGCACAAGAGGCUGUAUGUUCUAUUCCAGCUUCUACGUCGGUCUAAAUUAUUGUUUAUGAUUGAACAACUACAAAUUAGCAGUAUUUUUUUUUUAUAAAGGCACUCUUAUUUUUUUAACGAUGCCUUUAUUGUAUUUUAUAACGAU
Messenger RNA from Polistes dominula (European paper wasp), 1152 nucleotides. RefSeq names its product transmembrane protein 98 (gene Tmem98). The record is from RefSeq and is a predicted model, not a curated record. NCBI's taxonomy places the organism in Eukaryota, Metazoa, Arthropoda, Insecta, Hymenoptera, Vespidae. Gene Ontology annotation, cellular component: endoplasmic reticulum.